Molecule: messenger RNA, 1716 nt
Organism: Pyrus x bretschneideri (Chinese white pear)
Lineage: Eukaryota; Viridiplantae; Streptophyta; Magnoliopsida; Rosales; Rosaceae
Product: hydroquinone glucosyltransferase-like
Exons: 1
Coding region: 163-1620 (485 amino acids)
Molecular function (GO): UDP-glycosyltransferase activity
Source: RefSeq, a predicted model, not a curated record
UAUUAAGUUGCCACAGUUCACAGUCCAUUGAAAAUUCUACACCAUAAAACCAACUCACAGCAGCGAUGUCGUUUAUUUUCCAUUCUCUUCUUUAAAUACCCUUUCUUUGCUUCCAAUUCGUUUUUCAUCACACCAAAACCUUUGACUUGCGCACCUACUACAAUGGCAUUAGACACCCAAGGCCAUAGCGGCGGCAGCAGCCACCACCACAAACUGCUCACGCCACCCCAUGUAGCCAUUGUCCCAACCCCGGGCAUAGGUCACCUCACUCCCCUCAUCGAGUUAGCCAAACGACUGGUCGUCCAUCACAACUUCUCCGUCACGUUCAUCAUCCCGAACGACGGGUCGCUUUUGACACCCCAAAGAAAGGUCCUCGAAGCCCUCAGUUCUCUUUCCAUUUCUUACGUCUUCCUCCCUCCGGUGAGCUUCGAUGACCUCCCUGAUGACGCCAUGAUCGAGACCAAGAUCGGUCUCACCUUGACUCGGUCUCUCUCGGCUCUCCGGGACUCAGUAAGGGUACUAAACGAGUCAACUCGGCUAGUGUCACUUAUUGUUGAUGUUUUUGGUGUGGACGCUUUUGAUGUCGCCGUUGAAUUCCAAGUGUCCCCUUAUAUGUUUUUCCCCAGUAGCGCUAUAGGGUUGUUGCUUAUAUUUCAUCUGCCACACCUUCAUGAGACCACUUCUUGUGAGUAUAGGGACAUGCCUGAACCGGUCCAACUCCCUGGCUGUGUGCCACUUCAUGGUCGAGAUUUCCCGGAUCCGCUUCAGGAUAGGACCAACCCGGCCUACAAAGCUGUGAUUCACAUGUGCAAGAAGUAUGGUUCGGCUGCCGGGAUCAUGGUCAAUAGCUUUGUGGAUUUGGAACCGGGUGCUUUUAAGGCUCUCAAGGAUCAAGGGAGAGGAAUUCCACCGGUUUAUCCGGUUGGACCGGUGAUAAAAACCGGUUCAAUAGAUGGGAUCGAUGGGAAUGAGUGUUUGAGGUGGCUUGAUAAGCAGCCCAAUGGGUCAGUUUUAUUUGUUUCAUUUGGGAGCGGUGGGACUUUCUCACAAGAGCAACUGAAUGAGUUGGCCUUGGGUCUUGAAUUGAGUGGGCAUAGAUUUAUUUGGGUAGUCAAGAGUCCAAACAAGACGGUUAAAAAUGCUGCUUUUUUUAGUGAAGGCGAAGAAAACCUACUUGGGUUUCUACCAAACGGGUUUUUGGAGAGAACCAAAGAUGUGGGUCUAGUUGUGCCGACGUGGGCCCCACAGGUCGAAGUGUUGAAUCACAGGUCAACGGGCGGGUUUUUGACCCAUUGUGGGUGGAACUCGACACUAGAGAGCAUCAUGCAUGGUGUGCCUUUGAUUGCUUGGCCGCUCUAUGCAGAGCAAAAGAUGAAUAAGGUGAUACUAGUUGAUGGUUUGAAAGUUGCAUUGGGGGUCAAAGAGAAUAAGAAGGGCAUAGUGGAGAGCCAAGAUAUUGCUAAUUAUAUUAGGGACCUAAUUGAAGGAGAUGAAGGAAAAUUGCUAAGGAAGAAGAUGGAAGAGUAUAAAGAGGCAGCCAAAUUGGUUUUGGCAGAAGAAGGGUCGUCUACCAAGUCACUUGCUGAGGUUGCUCAAAUAUGGAAGGGACUGAAGAACUAAUUAAUAACCUAAUUUGUCAAUUAUUGCUGUCUAAUUGACCAGUAAUAUUGUGUUAUUUUUUUUGCUUUUAUCUUAAAUGAUAUCUUAUUUACUGUA